This is a messenger RNA of Sycon ciliatum, 4833 nucleotides long. Its product is annotated as protein cbp-1-like. Bases 347 to 871 code for a protein of 174 amino acids. Gene Ontology annotation, cellular component: histone acetyltransferase complex; transcription regulator complex. Gene Ontology annotation, molecular function: transcription coactivator activity; chromatin DNA binding; histone acetyltransferase activity. The record is from RefSeq and is a predicted model, not a curated record. The transcript has 7 exons. NCBI's taxonomy places the organism in Eukaryota, Metazoa, Porifera, Calcarea, Leucosolenida, Sycettidae. Gene Ontology annotation, biological process: positive regulation of transcription by RNA polymerase II.
GCUCCCAGCCGCGGCACGGCCGAAAGAAGAAGAGCAAGCCGGCACCGGCACGGAAGAGAAAAGAUUUCGCUGCGCGUGUCCUGACCCGGCUGGAGAAGGAUAAAAGUGCAUUCUUCACCAUCACGCUGAUUUCUUCAGAAAAGGUUGCCAACCUUAAACCCAUGCCGGAGGAUGUGGCCGAGCAGCAAAGCGGCAAUGUGAUGGAGAGUCGGGAUUCAAUUCUUGCGUACUUUCGUAAGAAUCAUCUCGAGUUUACAACUUUGCGGCACGCGCAGUACGCUACACUGUGCAUGCUCGUCGAGCUGCAAAGCCAGUCAAUGUAAUCGGCUACCGCUGCAAUACCUGCAUGGCUGAAAUUAUUGGAAGUCGUUUCCAUUGCCCAGUGUGUGACGAUAUUCACCAGUCCACACUUCAAGAUCAAGUCAGCGUACCGACCGGUAUGCCAUACUUUGAGGGUAAUUACUGGCCUAAAGUGUUUGAGAAGAUCGCCCAGGAGGAAAAAGCGGAGAAGAUCGCAGCUGAGGCCGAGAAGAAUGGCAAGAAGGGAUGCUCCCAGCCGCAGCACGGCCGAAAGAAGAAGAGCAAGCCGGCACCGGCACGGAAGAGAAAAGAUUUCGCUGCGCGUGUCCUGACCCGGCUGGAGAAGGAUAAAAGUGCAUUCUUCACCAUCACGCUGAUUUCUUCAGAAAAGGUUGCCAACCUUAAACCCAUGCAGGAGGAUGUGGCCGAGCAGCAAAGCGGCAAUGUGAUGGAGAGUCGGGAUUCAAUUCUUGCGUACUUUCGUAAGAAUCAUCUCGAGUUUACAACUUUGCGGCACGCGCAGUACGCUACACUGUGCAUGCUCAUCGAGCUGCAAAGCCAGUCAAUGUAAUCGGCUACCGCUGCAAUACCUGCAUGGCUGAAAUUAUUGGAAGUCGUUUCCAUUGCCCAGUGUGUGACGAUUAUGACAAGUGUGCUAAGUGCCAUCAGGAACGCGGCCAUUAUCACCCGAUGGAGCAACAUGGUCGGCGGUGAUUAAAGCUUUGAAGCCAAUGAAGGCACCUGUAGUGUUCACGUGUACCUACGCACUGUGGCAUUCCUUGGCCACUCCAGACAUUCCGCCCCCUGGACCUUUUCCAAUUUAUGUCUCCCUCUACGAUGCCGCCAUGCGCUGGCCCGCCUGGACAUGGAGUUUCAAACUUUAUCUUGCUGCGUCCAAAAUUAGCGAUGACGACCAACAGCGUGGGCUACUCCAGUACCUGGGAGGAGACGACAUCCAGCAACUCGUGCCCACUCUCAGCAACACAGGGGCAACAUUCGACGACCUCGCCAAAGCGUUGCAGGACGAGUUCGAUAAACACCAAAACAAAACGCUCCUCAGGUACAAUUUCCGUCAGCUUCAUCAACAGCCGAACGAGACUAUGGAGGGUUUCUGUUGUCGUUUGGACGACCACGUGAAACGCAGCGGCUUCCCGGUUUCGGCCGCGGAGAAAUUGGCUGUCUUGGACCAGCUGAUCAUCGGCUGCAAGUUCAACGACCUUCGGCGAAAACUGCUGGAAAUCGAUGGCCUCGACUCCCACAAAGCUCUGAAAGCAGCCCGCGCGUAUGAGGCCAGCAUCACCCAUGUACUCGCCAUCAAGGACACCUCUCUGGGCUCUUCAGUGGCUUCACAUCAAGACGCCCACGUCGCUUCCCUGGCAUCAGCAGCGCCCCAGCCUGCCCAUGUGGAUGCCCUCUCAGGGUCACAGUGCCACGCCUACGCAGCUGCACGCCAGCCCUAAGCCCAGUGUCCACAGUCUACCUCAUCCGGUCUGACCUGCUACAGGUGUGGAAAGCCAGGCCAUGCCACAUGUGACGCUGCCAAGGGCCAGUUCUGUAGCCGCUGUGGCAAGCCAAACCAUUUCGCUGCGGCAUGCUGCGCAUCGGACUCCGCCAUCCAGGCCCUCACGUUCAGGGAACGCCGUCCCCACCAACACUCUGACCAGCACGCUGUCAACAGCGGCCACCAUGCUAUUCAUGCUUUAGAGAUUGGCGCAGAGCUGUUUUCUACCGACUCUCCGCCUCGCAUAUGUACGGCACCCUGCCGUGAGGAUGCCCGGCGCACCGUGUACGUCAACGGCAUACCCUGACUGUCUUGGUGGAUAGUGGUGCCAGUCACAAUAUCGUCAAUACUGAUGACCUGGCAAAAGUUGCCCCUGGUGCAGCACUUCAGCAAACGGAUGUGCAAAUCUUUGCUUACGGCUCAACUUCACUUCUUCCUCUUCUGUGUAGCAUCACCCUCUGUGUUUCCUCCGCUACCAUGAGUUCGACGGCAACAUUCCUCAUUGUCGCACACGCGCCACGUACCACUGCUAUCGUUGGCCGCGAGACGGCUAUGCGUUUUGGCCUCAUCCAGCUGGUCCACAGCGUCGAAAGUCUGCAAAUGCCAGACGACCUUGCUGAGUACCACGACCGCUUCCAGGGCCUCGGCUGCAUCAACGACGUAGAAGCCCAUAUCUACGUAGAUGGCAACGCCCGCCCUGUCGCUCACGCACCAUCCAAAGUGGCUGUCCACUUCCAGGAGGACGCAAUCGCUGAGCUCCAUGAGCAGCUCGCAACCUAGUCCACGAUGAGCGCCUGCACGCCUGCCUGCAACGCCUACGUGUCCACAAUGUUACCCUCAACCAGGCGAAGUGCCAGUUUCGCCAAACCCGCCUGGCCUUCAUGUCGACUAUCUACAGUCGCCGGGGCACUCAGGCCGCACCACACCACAAUUAGAGCAUUGCUGUUUUCGCCACACCCAAGUCACCAUCCGAUAUCAAGAGUUUCCUGGGUUUGGCGACAUUCAUGCGCCAUUACAUCCCCGACAUGGCCACCAAGACGGCACCCCUGCGGAAACUCCUUGGCAAGGGUCAGCAGUGGGAUUGGUCACCCGAGGCUCAGGCACCAUUCAAUGCCAUCAAAGCCGACAUGGCAGCUGAUCGGGCCCUCGCCUACUUCGACCGUACCUAACACACUCACCUUUACGUUAACGCCUCACCCGUUGGCCUUGGCGCCAUCCUCUGCCAGUCUCCUGAAGCGGUCGUCCAGGAUCACUCCGAGCUGAAACCAGUCGCAUUCGCAAGCCGCAGCCUGACCCCACUGAGCAGCGUUAUUCGCAAACGGAACGCGAAGCCCUCGGUGUGAAGUAGGGCUGCUUGCGCUUCUCCCAUUUCCUCAGCGGCGACCCCGGCUUCACGGUCCACACUGACCACAAGCUCCUUCUACAGCUGCUUCACCCGUCUUCACGACCUCCACCCCGCAUUAAAGGGAUGGCUCUCAAGGUCCAAGACCUCCACUUCAAGCUGGUGUAUUUAACCUGGCCCUACCAACCCAGCAGACGUUUUGAGUCGUCACCCUCAGCCACAUCCUCCCCUGCCGAAUGUUGGUGAGGAGGAGGACACCGCCUAUAUCAAUGCCAUCGCGCAGUCCUCUGUUCCCAACGCCCUCCUCUUGUCCGACAUCCAAGGCGCAACUCGAGCAGACUCAACGCUCCAGGCCGUGCUGCUGUCACUGCAGACGGGCAUGUGGGACGACAAGGCAGUGGACAUCCGCCCUUUCUACACGCAAAGGCAUGAACUCUCCGCUGCCGACGGUCCCCUGCUCAAGGACCAUCGUCUGGUGAUUCCACUGUCUCUCCGAGAGCGGACACUUCAGCUGGCCCACUCCGGCCACCAAGGCAUGACACGGACCAAGCAAGGACUGCACACGAAAGUCUGGUGGCCUGGCAUGACGUCAAUCUCUCUGCUGCCAAUGCCUCUCCUGUCAGGCAAACACGCCAACAGGCCCAUACAGGCCGGAAUCCACACUGACCCCACCAUCGACGGUGCCAUGGCAACGGGUGUUUGUCGACCUGUAUGGCCCCUUGCCAGGUUGAAGCACACUCUUGGUUGCGGUGGACCAACUGAGUCGCUACCCAGUCACUCACGUGUUCAACUCCACUCCUGCUACAGCUGGCGUCCUUGCAGUGCUCCGCAUUGCGUUCGCAGCAUUCGACCUGCCAGAACAAGUGGUCUCUGACAACGGCCCCCAGUUCCGCUCGGCGGAGUUCAACCGUUUCCUGGCCCAGAUGGGCAUUGCUCACCGCUGCACGCCUCCUCUCUGACCCCAAUCCAAAGCUGCAGUGGAGCAGAUGAACUGCACGAUCGGCAAGGUCCUCCGUGCUGCCCAACUGGAUGGCCGAGAUUUGCAUGCUGUAAUUGAUGAGUGGCUACUCGCAUAUCGCGCCACUCCCUACCCCGCCACAGGCCUGCCGCCAGCUACCAUCAUGUUCAUCCGCAGCAUCCGGGACACUCUCCCCAGCCUGUGCACGGCCCCAGCACCAGAUGCGACCGUCACGGCGAACAAGGAGCAUGCGUUCCGCGCCCGCCAAUGCGAGGCGGCGAACCACCAUCGCAGUGCGCAACCGGCUUCGACCAUCACCCUCAAGCCGGGUCAACAAGUUCUGCACAAGAACGAGCGGCAGCACAACAAGCUCGACUUAAUCUGGGAUAAAAAAACACAUGGACUGUGGACGAGAUGACGGGUCUGUUGUUGUGUGCCUGUAUUACUAUGAUGUCAAGCAGAAGAAUUGCAAGAAGGGAUGCUCCCAGCCGCAGUACGGCCGAAAGAAGAAGAGCAAGCCGGCACCGGCACGGUAGAGAAAGGAUUUCGCUGCGCGUGUCCUCACAAAGCUGGAGAAGGCUAAAAAUCACUGCCGCGCAAUGCUCUGGCUACAUACCUUGAGGAGAGAAUCAACGCUUACCUUACAACUGCUGACACUAACCGUGAAGCUGGCCACGUUCACAUCCGUGUGCUCUCCAGCAGCAAGCAGACAGUGAAGGUCAAAGAUGCCAC